Molecule: messenger RNA, 4819 nt
Organism: Archocentrus centrarchus (flier cichlid)
Lineage: Eukaryota; Metazoa; Chordata; Actinopteri; Cichliformes; Cichlidae
Product: NLR family CARD domain-containing protein 3-like
Exons: 14
Coding region: 235-4008 (1257 amino acids)
Molecular function (GO): protein binding
Source: RefSeq, a predicted model, not a curated record
UCAGGUGUGUUGAAGCAGAAACGAAGCUGCCUCUCUGGUCUGCAGCUCAGCUUUUCUAUGCUCUGCCACAGGGCGUCGUUGCUGCGCUCAUCCAGUUUCUCAGGAAAGGUUUCGGUUUCAUUUCUCGGCAGAUCCGCGGCCCCUUUCUCCAGUUACAAGUUUUGGGAGGCAUCGGCAGUGCUCCAAGUGGUGUAGCUAUAAUGGUCAUUUGUGGAUGAGGCUACAAAAAAAUAAAUGUCACAGAAAAGGACGUAUCCCUCUGGGGCAGAGAAGGGGAAAAAGAGAAGAUUAGAGGAAGAAAGAAGGGCAAGAAGACAAAGAGCUGCCUACUCAGCCAUGAGUCAGUGUGCAGAUACAGAGGGCAGAGUACUCCCUUCUAAAGAGGAACAGUGGCGGCACAGUGAAGCCACGAGGUCACAGCAGCAACAGAGACCGAGCUCUCCUGAACCCAGCUGCGUGUCCAUGAAGAGCCAACAGUCUGCUGAAACACAAAUGCCACAGGAGACAUCAGGCUCUCCUUUAUCCAGCUGUAUGUCCAUGAAAAGCAGCUGGUCUAUGGACUCUCCUUUAUAUUUUAGGCAGGAGAAGCUCUCUGUUGACAAAAGAGUCCAGCCACAAAGGUUUGAGGUUCACAGUUCCCAGUCUGGUCAGCAGGAUCAAACAGACUUGGAAUCCAUUUUUAAGCUGCUUGAAGAGAAGAUUAUGACUUUUGUGAAGGCUGAGCUUAAAAGGUUUCAGGGGAUUCUGAGUCCAGCCUACCAAGAAUGCUCAGAGAAAGGGAGAGAGGAAGAGGAUCUGUUAGCUUCUAAGGCUGAAGAGCAGACAGGGAAGGCCAGGGAGGCUUUUGUGAAGAUCACACUCCACUUUCUGAGGGGGAUGAAUCAGGAGGAGCUGGCUAUCUGUCUGCAGAACAGAGCGAAUGCACCCAUUUGCGAGCGUAAACUCAAAUCAAAUCUUACAAAGAAGUUCCAACAUUUGUUUGAGGGGAUUACUAAAGCGGGAAACCCGACACCUCUCAAUCAGAUCUACACGGAGCUCUACAUCAUAGAGGGAGGGACUGGAGAGGUCAGUGAUGAACAUGAGGUCAGACGGAUAGAAACAGCGUCCAGAAGACGAGCAAGACUGGAAAAGACAAUCACAUGUAAAAACAUAUUUCAACCCUUGCUGGGAAGAGAGGAACAAAUUAGAAUGGUGCUGACAAAGGGAGUGGCUGGCAUUGGGAAGACAGUGUUAACACAGAAGUUCACUCUGGAUUGGGCUGAAGGCAAAGCCAACCAAGAUAUCCAGUUCACAUUUCCAUUUACUUUCAGAGAGCUGAACGGACUAAAGGAGGAAAAGCUCAGCUUGGUGGAACUUGUUCACCUCUUCUUUUCUGAAACCAAAGAAGCAGGAAUCUGCAGCUUUGAAGACUUCCAGGUUGUGUUCAUCUUUGAUGGUCUAGAUGAGUGUCGACUUCCUCUGGACUUUCACAACAAUAAGAUCCUGACUGAUGUUACAGAAUCCAACUCAGUGGAUGUGCUGCUGACAAACCUCAUCAGGGGAAAACUGCUUCCUAAUGCUCGCCUCUGGAUAACCACACGGCCUGCGCUGGCCAGUCAGAUCCUUCCUGAGUGUGUUGACGUGGUAACAGAGAUCAGAGGGUUCACUGACCCACAGAAGGAGGAGUACUUCAGGAAGAGAUUCAGAGAUGAGGAGCAGGCCAACAGGAUCAUCUCCCACAUCAAGGCAUCACAAAGCCUUCACAUCAUGUGCCACAUCCCAGUCUUCUGCUGGAUCAGUGCUACAGUUCUACAGGAUAUGCUGAAAACCAGAGGAGGAGGACAGCUGCCCAAGACCCUGACUGAGAUGUACAUCCACUUCCUGGUUGUUCAGGCCAAAGUGAAGAAGGUCAAGUAUGUUGGAGGAGCUGAGACAGAUCCACACUGGAGUCCUGAGAGCAGGAAGAUGAUUGAGUCUCUGGGAAAACUGGCUUUCGAGCAGCUAGAGAAAGGCAACCUGAUCUUUUAUGAAUCAGACCUGACAGAGUGUGGCAUUGAUAUAAGAGCCGCCUCAGUGUACUCAGGAGUGUUCACACAGAUCUUUAAAGAGGAGCGAGGGCUGUACCAGAACAAGGUGUUCUGCUUUGUCCAUCUGAGUGUUCAGGAGUUUCUGGCUGCUCUUCACGUCCAUCUGACCUUCAUCAACUCUGGAGUCAAUCUGCUGGAAGAGGAACAGCAAACCACUCAGACAUCAAGGCCCGAGAAUAAGCAAUAUGAACUAAAACUCUUCUACCAGAGUGCUGUGGAAAAGGCCUUACAGAGUCCGAGUGGAUACUUGGACUUGUUUCUCCGCUUCCUUUUGGGCUUGUCACUGCAGUCCAAUCAGACUCUCCUACAAGGCCUACUCAAAGAGACAGGACUAAGCUCACAGAUAAAUCAGGAAGCGGCCAAAUACAUCAGGGAGAACAUUGGGGAGAAUCUGUCCCCAGAGAGAAGCAUUAACCUGUUCCAUUGUCUGAAUGAGCUAAACGACCACUCUCUAGUGGAGGAGAUCCAAUGGGCCCUGACUUCAGGAAGUCUUUUCAUAGUUAAACUGUCUCCUGCCCAGUGGUCUGCUCUGGUCUUCAUCUUACUGUCUUCAGAAAAAGAUUUGGAUCAGUUUGACCUGAAGAAAUAUUCUGCUUCUGAAGAAGGUCUUUUGUGGCUGCUGCCGGUGGUCAAAGCUUCCAGCAAAUCGCUGAUGAUUGGAUGUAACCUUUCAAACAGAAGCUGUAAAGCUCUGUCCUCAGUCCUCAGCAAGUCCUCUAGUCUGAGAGAGCUGGACCUGAGUUACAAUAACCUGCAGGAUUCAGGCGUGAAGAAAAUGUUUGCAGACCUGGAGAAAGACUGUAAACUGGAGGUUCUCAGGCUAAGUGGCUGUGGGCUGACAUGGAGAAGCUGUAAAACUCUGUCCAGAGUUCUCAGCAGUCAGUCAUGUGCUCUGGCAGAGCUGGAUCUAAAUAAUAAUGACCUGGACGUUUCAGCAGUCACGCACCUCUUCACUAACCUUGAAAGUCAACUGAGUACACUGAAAAUUGUCAGGCUGUCUGGCUGCAACCUGUCAAAUGAAAGCUGUGAAGCUCUUGCUUCAGUCCUCAGCUGCUGGUCCGUAAGUAUGAUAGAGCUGGACCUCAGUAAUAAUGACCUGCACGACUCAGGAGUGAUGCUGCUGUCUUGUGGACUUCAGAGUCCUCACUGCAAACUGGAAAGUCUGAGCCUGUCAGGUUGUCUGAUCACAGACAAAGGCUGUGCUUCUCUGGGCUCAGCACUCAGUUCAAACCCUUCUUAUCUGAGAAAGCUGGAUCUGAGUUACAAUCACCCUGGACCAUCAGGAAUGAAGCUCUCUGCUGCAUUGCAGGAUCCCCGCUGGAGUCUGGACUCUCUGAGCAUGGACAGCUGUGGAGCUGAACGGUUGAAACCAGGGCUGAGGAAAUAUGCCUGCAAUCUCACAAUUGACCCAAACACAGUACACAGGAAACUGUACCUGCCAGACAACAACUUUGUGACAUAUGAUGAUGAGGAAUGGCAGUAUCCCAGUCACGCUGAGAGGUUCGAUUACUGGUACCAGCUGAUGUGUAUGAGUGGCCUGACUGGUCGCUGUUACUGGGAGGUGGACUGGAGUGGACAGGUAUCUAUAGGAGUGACUUACAGAGGGAUCAAAAGGAGUGGUUCCGGUAUUGAUAGUCGUAUUGGUGGGAACAACAACUCCUGGAGUCUGGACUGUUCUGCUGCUAAUUACGCUGCAUGGCACAAAAACUCGUGCAGAAUCAUAGACAGCCCUGAGCCCUCCACUCACAGAGUGGGAGUGUAUUUGGACUGGUCUGCUGGCACUGUAUCCUUCUACAGAGUUGAAUUUGAUACACCGACACACAUCCACACCUUCCACUGCAGCUUCACGGAACCACUUUACCCCGUCUUCCGGAUACGUUCUGAGUUCACCUAUGGCAUUUACAGCUCUGUGUCUUUGCGUCAGAUGGAUGAAGGAGACUAGAAGCGAACUGUAGAUGCUGCCACUGAAAACUGCUUACACUAUGAUGUGGUUCCCAUCCACUUUUUAUUUGAAGUAUUUUAAACUAUCUGCUGUCUCUUACAAUCAAAAAUUAAAAAUCAGAGAUGGACAAUGGUGAUAUUGUAGCGUCUUCUCACAUGGUUAAUCAUAGAAGUCCAAAAAAGUUGAGGGAAUUCCCACUGCCCCCCCCCACCUAUUCACGGUCUGUAAAUAUCUGGGAACUGUGGAGACUGGUUGCUGGACUCUUGGGAGACGGAUGCUAUCCCAUUCUAUCAGCUCAACAGUUCUGGGUCUUUGUUAUACAGUGAAAAAAGUGAAUGAAAGGAAGUUCAUCAUGGGAACCACAAAUAUGGACAUUGUAAUGAAGUUUUAUAUUUUCAUCUAUCAUUGGUGUGGGUGAUUCUUUACAUUCUCCGAUUAUAAAAUGUGUAGCAUAUACACUGAAUUAAAAAAAAAAUCUCUUACCAUUUUUAAAGCUAUGCGUGCCUGUAUUUCUUUUUUUUUUUUUUUUUUUAUCAAAAUAAGCUAAAGUUUACUUGUAAUUGAAUUUAUUUGUACAAACACUGGUAAGUGGCCAAAGUAGGCAUAAACAUGCUAAUAGAUUUUUUUUCUCCACUUCACAAAUGUUGUUUUGUUAAAUUAUUUCCUUUUUUAUUACCAUUAUUUAAAUUUUUAUAAUUUUAUAAAUGCAACAAAAAACACAGUAAUACUGUAAUGAAAAGGUCAAAUUAAAGUACCAAAUAAUUCAUUGCAGAUAAGUUACACUUGUAAUUAUUUACACCUAUUAGUAAUG